GCCUGUCAACGUCAAAAUUAUCAGUAAAAAAUGGCCGCCCUUAUUAAUCACUCGGUGCGAAGAUUUUUGCAAACCUCCGCCCGUAGGGCUGCGGGCCCCCGAGUGGAGGGUCCAUCGGCGGUUAGCGGGGGCCACGAAGGGGGCUUCAAGAUUUGGAAGAACAUUUCUCUGUUCCUUGCAUUGCCAGCGAUUGGGCUGUGCGCUGUUAAUUGCUAUCUGGCGCACGUGAAUGAGGGCCAUGAGAGGCCACCUUUCGUCAAGUAUGACUACCUGAGGCUGCGUUCCAAGAGGUUCCCAUGGGGCGACGGGAACCACAGCCUUUUCCAUAAUCCUCACACCAACGCACUGCCCGACGGCUACGAGGAUGAUCACCAUUAAAUGAGUUAAAUGUUCUAGUUCUGUGUAAUUUUUGAUUAAUAAAUUAAUAAACCUUGGUAGAAGUUA
Zophobas morio is the source of this 444-nucleotide messenger RNA. RefSeq names its product cytochrome c oxidase subunit 6A, mitochondrial-like. The transcript is spliced from 2 exons. Bases 31 to 378 code for a protein of 115 amino acids. Gene Ontology annotation, cellular component: mitochondrial inner membrane. The record is from RefSeq and is a predicted model, not a curated record. Gene Ontology annotation, biological process: mitochondrial electron transport, cytochrome c to oxygen. Gene Ontology annotation, molecular function: enzyme regulator activity. Lineage: Eukaryota; Metazoa; Arthropoda; Insecta; Coleoptera; Tenebrionidae.